Molecule: messenger RNA, 465 nt
Organism: Rotaria sp. Silwood1
Lineage: Eukaryota; Metazoa; Rotifera; Eurotatoria; Philodinida; Philodinidae
Source: the annotation of a GenBank genome assembly
AUGAAUGUUGCUGCUGAGAAAAAUAGUGGUGCUUCAACUGUUAGUGGACCCGAUGCAAAGGAUCCCGCAACUGCAAUCCCUGAUGAUAUGCCACAUUUACAACCAAUUGAAUUGAUAUGGGCUUAUGUCAAACACUAUCUAGUCGAUAAAUUCAAACUUGGUCGCUCGACACAAAAAUUGCGGGAAGAUACAUUACAUGGUUUAUACGAUGACGCUGACAAACAUGCUGGUGUAACUGCAGAACUUUGCAAUAAAAUAAUCAAUCAUUGUCAUUCAAUUAUGAAAAGAUAUAUUGUAGAAGAUAGUUACUUAAGUGGUACAAUACAAAAAUUAACAGUAACUGCUUCGUCUACAUUUCAAAGUGAUAUUCUUAGAGAUACAUCAUUAGAACUUGACGAUUUUAUCGGUGAAAUGGAAGAUGAUUAUCAAGAACAAGGACAAAUGGAGCAAGAACGUGAACAAUAG